AUGAGGUUCUCAUUCACUCUCGGCGGCCUCCUGUCCGCGAGUGUCGUGCUCGCCGCGCCGGCGCCAAUUCCGGUUGCCGAGCCCGUUCCUAUGCCUAUGCCCACCCCCCCUGGCGUCCCAUCCGCCUCGUCAGCUAAAUCGCAGCUCGCAAGCUUGACGGUCAAGGCGGCAGUCGACGACGGAGCAUACAAGCGGGAUUUGUUCCCGACGUGGGACACUAUCACGGGAACCUGCAACACGCGCGAGUACGUACUCAAGCGCGAUGGUGCCAGCGUCCAGGUCGGCUCCGACUGCUAUCCGACGAGUGGCACAUGGACCAGCCCCUACGAUGGCGGGAAGUGGACGUCCCCGACCGAUGUAGAUAUCGAUCACAUGGUGCCUUUGAAGAAUGCUUGGAUUUCCGGUGCGAAUAAAUGGACAACUGCCAAGCGCGAGCAAUUCGCCAACGAUGUUGACCGACCGCAGCUCUGGGCCGUAACGGACAAUGUUAACUCGUCUAAGGGUGAUAAAUCCCCUGACACCUGGAAGCCGCCUCUAAAGAGCUUCUAUUGCACUUAUGCGAGCGCCUACGUAGCUGUCAAGAGUUAUUGGGACUUGACUAUCACUUCGGCUGAGAAAUCGGCCUUGAGUGAUAUGUUGGGAACUUGUUAA
Molecule: messenger RNA, 651 nt
Organism: Daldinia childiae
Lineage: Eukaryota; Fungi; Ascomycota; Sordariomycetes; Xylariales; Hypoxylaceae
Exons: 3
Coding region: 1-651 (216 amino acids)
Source: RefSeq, a predicted model, not a curated record